UCUCUCAUCGACAUUCCAACCUAUACUUUGUCGUUAAAUAUUUAUCACAGGAAACAAAAUAUAAUGAGAUCAUAGAUAUAAAGUAGGCCAGUAAUAUGCUUAUCAGCAAUAACCUUCACUUCCAAAAAUAAAAUCUUUCAGAGAUGGCAAUGUCUGCAGAAGAAGAAAUACAGGCGAUGGCCCAACACUAUUUGGUUUGUGGCACUGAAGACUGUAAGAGGAACUGUCAGUUCUAUUGCAAUCCUUGUCACCAAAGAUUGUGUAAACGAUGCAGAGACGAACAUCAGAAGAGUCAAGAUACCAAGGACCAUGAAGUGGUCCCUUACAAACAACGCAAACCACAACUUCCAGAGGAGAAAUGCAAUCUCCAUCCAAAACGAAAUGUAGAAAUUCUUUGUAAGGAAUGUAAUGUCCCUCUUUGCGCUAAGUGUAUCUUCAUGAAAGAGCACACUGGUCAUCAACUUGACGAUCUGGAAGAAAAAUACGCGGAAAAGGUCGCAUUUUGCAGAUCAGAAAUAUCCAAAAUCCAGGAGUAUUACCUCUCAACAUCACAAGGUUUAAAAAAAGAGAUUAAAGAAGAUGUCAUGGCAAUAAAAAAUACUAUGGACGACAUCAGAAAUUCCAUAAGGGCUGAAGCGGAGUCUCUGAAAGAGCUUGUGGAUAGGGUCACAUCAGACAAAUUGGAACAAGCGAAUAUAAUGGAAGAAUCACUUCUCAAGACACUAAAAUCACAGGAAAAAACUUAUGAGGAUUACACUGAAUAUCUUGAAAAACUUCUGAAGGAGUUUCACAGCUACAAGUCCAUAGACAAUAUCAGAGUUUUAUUUUCUGAUGAUUUUGAAAAUUUAAAAAUCCAAUCUAUACCAGAGACAACACAACCAGUUUUACCAGUUUUUACUGCCGGCCAUUUCUACAAAGACGAAGUUUCCAAGUUGCUUGGUAGUGUAAAUUUUCCAAACAUCAAACCUGAUAAUAGAAGAAUAAAACCCAUGGAGAAAGCCUCUACACAGUUAAAACUUACAGGGAAACAGACGAGACGAGACGUAGAGAAAUCAGACGUGAAACCAACACUGUCUCUGUCUUCCUCUGUCACCAAGGUCAGGGAGUACACAGUACCAGGUGUUGGCAGUGUAUAUCAUAUAUCACUGGGUAAAUCAGGCAGACUCUGGGCCAGUGAUGCUAUCGGUAACCUUGUCCAAACAGAUCUACAGGGGAAUCAGCUACAGAAGAUAAAAACCAAUGGUGGAGAUGAAGGCUACCACACAGUCACACAGGACGGGGAUCUGAUCUAUACAGACAGAAAGAACAAAGUCAUCAAUAGGAUAAAACAGAAUAAUACAAUCACUAAAUUUAUUAAAACAGGAGACUGGGAACCAAUCAGCAUACACUCCUCUCACAUCAACGGGGACAUACUGGUGGGGAUGAGAAAGGGUGGAGAGGCUAAAGUCACCAGGUACAACAAGACAGGGAAAGAAAUACAGAACAUACAGAGGGGCAACAAAGGACGGGAACUGUAUAGUGAUCCACACUAUAUCACAGAAAACAUCAAUGGUGAUAUCUGUACAUCAGACUUUAACAACCGAGCUGUAGUGGUAGUGAAUAAAUCAGGACAACACAGAUUCUCAUACACAGGUCAGGGGUCAGGGUUUAAUCCCUUUGGUAUCUGUACUGAUCGCCUUGGUCACAUCAUUGUCUGUAACGGUUAUCCUCGCAAUAAUGCAUUUGACAUCCUUGAUCAGGACGGUCAGUUCUUGUCUCUACUACUCACACUACAACAAGGGAUACAACCCUAUGGUGUGUGUGUGGAUGAUGAGAACAAUCUCCAUGUGGGACAAUUGUACACCACCAAAGUGACAGUCUACAAGUAUCUACAGUAAAUCUUCAACGUAAAGAUUUAUAACAGCCGUCAUUCAACAGCAUUUGUAUAUAAUUAAGACAUUUAUUUUGUCUUCGAUCUGAAUCAUUGGGAAUGUUGUAUCAACGUGCGUGUAGUAAAAUGCAUUUGCUAUAACACUAAAUAAACUGAAAACAAGAAAGCUACCACCAAUGUUCAUGAAUACGCCCGCCAUGGCGUGAAUUUUUAUAUAUUUUUAAAGUACAUUCCUGCGGGAUAUGAAGGAUGCAACAUUGCAGGAGAAAUACAUAACCAGCGUUAGCGGCCGGUUAUGUAAUUUUUUUCAUUCUGGCUGUUUCUAUACAGCUAUGAAUUUACUAUAACUCUCCGUAAGAAACAGAGGAAAUUAUACUUGGUAGUUGUAAAUAUCGUACAGUGAGUCUUCCUCGCUCGGUCGUCCGAAUGUUUGACCCAUCGUAGUUUGUAGUGUUUUAUUUCAUGACGAAAGGAAUAUGCUGAUCGUUCAAAUUUCAAAUUUCAAAUUAAACGCCUAGGUCAUUGUAAAAGACUGUUCUACAUGUACCAUCUUGUUGGUAAGUUACAAAGUUAACCAUUUAGUUAGAUGGUCAACAAAAAACCCAUCAGAUCAGAAAUAAAAAAAAAACCAAACAGUUUGACUAUAAAAUUUGAAUAUUUUUCUAUAUCUUUGAAUGAAGCUCUUCGCAUAAAGGAGAUAAAUAUUGCGUAAAAAUGACCACAACCAUCCAGCCCUGAAACUGAAUAGUUCAUCCGGGCUAGAGGAAAGAACCUCUGCUGUUUUUUUAAGGUCAUUAUCAAAAGUCUAAUAUUAUCUCAAACUUAAACAUUGCUAGUUUCAUAGGAUUUGUAUUCAUUCGAUUACUUUUAAACUUAGUUUAAUGAUCAGACAAAAUGCAUUUUUGUGAAUACUUUUUCUGAUUUAACUAUUGUCUUAAUAAUUCGUGAAUCAUUUGUGCGUUAAUGCGUUAA
Messenger RNA from Magallana angulata, 2842 nucleotides. Its product is annotated as tripartite motif-containing protein 3-like. The transcript has 2 exons. Gene Ontology annotation, molecular function: ubiquitin-protein transferase activity; zinc ion binding. The record is from RefSeq and is a predicted model, not a curated record. Bases 144 to 1877 code for a protein of 577 amino acids. Lineage: Eukaryota; Metazoa; Mollusca; Bivalvia; Ostreida; Ostreidae. Gene Ontology annotation, biological process: positive regulation of DNA-templated transcription. Gene Ontology annotation, cellular component: nucleoplasm; chromatin.